AUUUUUAGACGAUUAUUUAGUUUCGUGUGUCAACAUGUUGGUGAAACUCGCCCUCGCCACCGUAAUGGCAGUCGGAGUUCUGGGGCGCACAGUACCCGAAGAGGAGAUGUGGUUUAAUGCGCUCCUUACGACUGACUUUUGCGAUGAAAGUAGCCUUGCAGCGCAAACACAAGUGGUGGCUACCAAGUAUUCAUUCAAGGACUGUCUGACAAACGUGUAUUCUGACGAGAACUUCAUGAAUGAGGUUAGACUAGCGAAGUUCUUCGAUAAUCAGGCCAAAAUGGUUAAAGCGUACUGCGACAGAUCAGCACAGGUGAAGGCCUGCGCCCGACCACUUUUUAGACAUUUGACGACGUGCUUCACGACUAGUGGGUUACGCACUGCACAAAAAGAUUUUGACAAAAUGAUCGACUUCUUCUGCCUUAACGAUGGAGCUAACACAAACUUGUUCAUUAAGGAAGGUGGUCCAGAGUGUCUGGAACAGAAGCGAUCAGACUUCACAUCCUGCAAAAAUAACAAGACAACCGAGAUCACUCGGCUCAUUGGUGUAUAUGGUAGUGGGCCAGCAGUUCCUGAAAAGGAGAGAUGCAAAUUAGAGAAAAAAGAAAACGAAUGUGAUUUUGCUGCAGUGAAAGGGUGCGGGAAACCCAAUCUCGAGAAACUUUUGCAACUACUACUUAAUUCUAUCGAUUUGAACUGCGAAGAAUAAACUAACAAAUACCUAACAGAAACCGGCUUGCAC
Molecule: messenger RNA, 742 nt
Organism: Cydia fagiglandana
Lineage: Eukaryota; Metazoa; Arthropoda; Insecta; Lepidoptera; Tortricidae
Product: 27 kDa glycoprotein-like
Exons: 7
Coding region: 35-709 (224 amino acids)
Source: RefSeq, a predicted model, not a curated record